Molecule: messenger RNA, 2282 nt
Organism: Cheilinus undulatus (humphead wrasse)
Lineage: Eukaryota; Metazoa; Chordata; Actinopteri; Labriformes; Labridae
Product: desmin-like
Exons: 1
Coding region: 422-1558 (378 amino acids)
Biological process (GO): intermediate filament organization
Cellular component (GO): cytoplasm; axon; plasma membrane
Molecular function (GO): structural constituent of cytoskeleton
Source: RefSeq, a predicted model, not a curated record
UGCCAACACAUGAAGCCACUGUUUACCAGUGCCCUGUAUGAACUCUUCAUCCCUGUCACACCAGACUUCAUUAUCAUCCUCAGUGGAUAGUAAGUGAAAAAUAACAGCCAUACAUGAUCUGAUCACUAUUUCACAUCCUGGUGUAAAAACCAGGGAGUGGACCUGACCUGCCUGAUCAGUAACAGUACAGCGUGAGCUAAUAAAGAGCAUGCAGCAACAGUUCACUCACAGCCUGUCAUAAUCCACUCUUGAAAUAUGUUAAAACCAGGCGUCAGUUUCUAGGCUGUCUGAGACAUUCUUCAUUGCCACAUAAAAACUCAGAUGUGAUCUGAGGGUGCGACUGGAGCUACUGGAGCUACACAAAGAGAAGUCAAGCGAGCCGCUGUUCCUCAACAAGAGAGAAACAAGUGUUUUCAACAACAUGAGAGCUGCUUCUUACACCUCGAAGAGCCUGCAGGUUAGCGGCUCAAACAGCAGGGUUAGGGUUCAGAGUCCAUCGCCCUCCCGAUGUCGUGGAUCCUCUUACGACAGUCGUGGUCGCACCGGUUAUCGUGGCACUGCUGUCGAGCUGGGCACAGAGAUCCACCAGCAGCAUGCCAAUGAGAAAGAGGAGAUGCAGGAGCUCAACGUCAAGUUUGCAGGAUACAUCGAGAAGGUCCAGGCACUGGAGCAGAGGAAUGCUGCCCUUCAGGCUGAGCUGGCUGCACUGCAGGGCCGCUACAAAGGAGGCCCCACAGGGAUCGGAGAAGAAUAUGAGCUCAAGUUUAAAGAGGUGCGAGAGCUGAUUGAGACCCUGACUAAUGAGAAGGGAGCAGCUGAUAUUGAGCGGGGCUACAUCGAAGAAGAGGUUGAAGUGUGGAGACUUAAGCUGGAGGAAGAGCUGGCUCUCAAAGAAGAGGCCGAGAUGAUCCUGAGGGAGUUUCGUCAGGACGUCGACAAUGCCACACUGCAGAAGGCUGAGCUGGAGAAGCGUAUAGAGCAACUGGUGGCUGAGAUAGAGUUCCUCAAAAAGCUGCAUGACGAGGAGGUGGCUGAUAUCAUGAAGCAAAUCGAGGACUCAAAGAUUACUGCGGAGCUUGAUGGUGACCGGCCUGACCUGGCUGCUUACCUGCGCAACAUGCGUGCAGAGAUAGAAGCUGUUGCUGCCCGUAACGUCCAGGAAGCCGAGAAGUGGUACAAGAGCAAGUUCGACACCCUCAAAGAGCACGCCGGCAAACACGAGGAGCAAAUGAAGACCAUGAAAGACGAGAUCUCGACCUUCCACAACCAAGUGACGGACCUGCAGAAUCAGAUCGAUGGGCUGAGAGCUCGCAACGCGGCCCUGGAGCAGCAGCUGGAGGACAUGGAGAUGGCCCACAUGGAUAAGGUGGGGACCCUCGAGGGUGUCAUUGCUCAGCUGGAGGCCCAGCUCUGCGAAACCAAGCUGGAGAUGACCAAGUAUCUACAAGACUACCAGGAACUGCUGCACAUUAAGCUCAAGCUGGAUGCGGAAAUAGCCACCUACAGGAAGCUGCUGGAAGGGGAGGAGGUGAGGCUGGGAAUUACCAAAGAUGCCUGAAUGUCCCCUGACAUAAGUGGAGUCCAUAAUAGUAGCAAAGAAGACAAGCAGAGAAUCAGGAGAUCAGCUAAUCCUACUUAAAAAGACUUUAAAUUUAUCCCCAUCUUUCUCCUAAUUUACCUUCUUUACUCCAAGAACUGGGUAUUGUUUGAAAUGUUUCAAAUAACGUUUCGGAUCAAACUCAACAUUUGUUGCCAUCUUGAACUUGGAAGUCUUUAGAUACUUGGCACUUUAGACACGUUUGCUUGGUACUCUAAAAGUAUUGAGUUUUGAUACCCAGCACUACUAUCCCUCUACUUACCUUACAUAACCCCAUUACCCUUACGUCUUCUCUUCCAGUGCUUUCUUUCCAGUUCUUCUCAAUUUUUACAUCAUUUCAAAACAUCCCUUUUACUGCCUCCUGCCCCUUUUACUAACCAGCUCUACCUUGUCACUCCUAUUCAUCUUCAGUACACUCCUGAUCUGGUUUUAUCACAGCCCCCAGGUCCCUUGUGUCAUACCCAUUCCCUUUACUUCUCAUACAUUCUUGCAGAGCACACCUUCCCUUUCCCCUGCCAUACCAUGCAUGCUGUUGUCCUACUCUGAUCCCUCCUUUACUAAACACAUUACCCAAACCCAAAUUAAAGCAAAGAAAUGUCGUAAAUGCCACUUGAAUAUUUCAAUUUUGUGAAACAUACCUGUUGACAAAUGACACUAAUGUUGACCAACUGUAACUUAAUAAAGA